AUAAGCCGUGGGCGAUUGGGCCAUUGGUACAGCUCUAGAGCUCCAGAUCUGGAUCGACUUGUUAUCCCCCCGGGGGUCAAUGCCUUUGCUUGCUGAGCCUAGGGAAUGAUUGAUCUACAAGACGAGAAGCAACCCCAGUUUUGCUCCUAGCUCCUAGCUAGUAGUAGCUGCUUUCUCCUCCUCCUCCAAUCUCCAGAAAUCUUCUUGCUCGCAUACUCGGAAAUGGGCGGAUACGAGUUCCAGAGGGCGGAGCUAGAUGCACUGGAAGGCGUCCUACGCGAUGCAAGCGCGGAGCCAAUGAGUCUGACGUUGCCGCUUCUCAGGCACAUAACCAAUGAUUUCUCCCCUGAAUCUCAAAUUGGUCAAGAUAAUUCUGCACUGGUUUACCUGGGGGUGCUUCCAAGUGGGUGCCGUGUUGCUGUAAAGAAGUUGCAGCUUCAUCAUUGCUUGGAUGAUGAAAAUGAAGAUGCAUUUUUAAUAGAAUAUAACAAAAUGAAGGAUACAUUUCAAAAUGAAGUUUCUGCUGCAAUGAAGCCUUCUCACAAGAACACAGUGCGACUCAUAGGCUACUGCCAUCACACACAAGAGCAAAUUGUCGAAUACGAAGGAAAACAAGUUUUCGCAGGGGUCCUAGAAAGAUUGAUCUGUACGGAGUAUGUGCCUGACGGAACCCUUUGUGGACAUAUCGAAGGUAUGAUUUCUACGGAAAUGGAUGGGUACGAGUUCCAAAGGGCAGAGCUAGAUGCACUGGAACGCGUCGUACGCGAUACAAGUGCGGAGCCAAUGAGUCUGACGUUGCCGCUUCUCAGGCACAUAACAAAUGAUUUCUCCGAUGAAUCUGAAAUUGGUAAAGGUGGAUUCGCAGUGGUUUACCUGGGGGUGCUUCCAAGUGGGUUACGUAUUGCUGUCAAGAAGCUUAGCGAAACUUAUUUGAAUGAUUGUGCAUUUCAAAAUGAAGUUUUUAUCACAAUGAAGGCCACUCACAAGAACACAGUGCGAUUCAUGGGCUACUGUAUUCAAUCACAAGGUGAACUCGUCGAACACAACGGACAACAUGUUUUCGCACAGCUCGCGGAAAGGUUGAUCUGUGUGGAAUAUGCGCCUAAAGGAACCCUUGAUGCACAUAUCGGUAAGUAUGGUGAACUUGACUGGAACCAGCGUUAUCAAAUUAUAAAAGGAAUUUGUCAGGGUUUGCAUCAUCUCCAUGACGAAAUGCACGUUGUUCACAGAGAUAUCAAACCAGCCAAUAUAUUAAUAGGGGAUAAUGCUGUGCCUGGUAUCUCACACCUUUUAUUCGCGGAUGACAGCCUGUUAUUUUUUAAAGCUAACAGCGAUCAGGCUAAUAAGGUAAAGAACAUCCUGGACAACUAUGAGAGAGCCAUUGGACAGCUAAUAAGUCCAUCUAAAUGCUCCCUGCUCCUUGGAAACAAAUGCUCACAAGAAGAUGGACAGGACGUAAUAAAUAUCCUGAAUGUAGUAACGGUGACUUUUGAGGAGAAAUACCUGGGUUUGCCGGUUCCAAAAGGACGUAUGGUAAAAGGGAAAUUCAAGCACACAAAAGAUAAAGCGAGGAAAAGAAUGAAUGAUUGGACAGAAAAAUAUUCUUCCAGUGGAGCUAAAGAGACACUAAUUAAAUCAGUGGCCCAAGCGAUUCCCACUUUUGCAAUGAGUGUCUUCAAGUUCUCAGCAACCCUCUGUGAGGAGCUCAUGCACAUGACCAGAGACUUUUGGUGGGGAGAUGAUGAAGAUCGCCGACGUAUCCAUUGGUUGAGUUGGGAGAAACUUACAAAACGUAAAAGCCAAGGAGGUAUGGGAUUCAAAGAUCUUAAAGUUUUUAACCAGGCUCUUCUCGCUAGGCAAGCCUGGCGACUGAUUGCACAUCCUGACAGCUUGUGCGCGAGAGUACUUAAGGCAAAAUAUUACCAUGGGGCUGAUCUGCUAGACACGGCGUUUAUUCAUAAUGCGUCGCCGGGUUGGCAGGGCAUCAUGCAUGGUUUGGAACUCCUUAAAAAAGGAUGUAUUUGGCGCAUCUGCAACGGAAAUAGUGUUCGCAUUUGGAGAGACAAUUGGAUCCCAAAAGGAAACAUGAAAAUAAACAUGAACCCAACAAGGUCCCGAACUCGGUGGGUAGCAGACCUCAUCGACCAGGAGAGUCACGCUUGGAAGGAGGACUACAUCAUGCGUAUAUUUACAUGCGAAGACGCAAAUGAUAUUUUAAGUAUCCGACUACCAAAUUAUGAUGAUGAGGAUUAUAUUGCGUGGCAGCCCGAAAAAAAUGGAAUUUUCAGUGUUCGUAGCGCAUAUCGGUUAGCCAUGGACGAAAAGGGUUCUGGGGUGAUUGGGUCCAGCCACAAUACCCAAGGAGACCGCAGUAUUUGGAAUAAUAUCUGGAAGACAAAUGUACCCCAAAAAGUACGUAUUUUUACAUGGAGACUAGCAUCGGAGUCACUGGCGAUUCAAACUAAUAGAUUUCGUCGCAUCCCAGGCCUCACCCCGAUUUGUAAUGUAUGUGGGGCCGAGGAUGAAACAGGCUUCCAUAUGGCACAUCGAUGCACAUUUGCAAGGGCCUUGUGGCACGAACUCAAGGAGGCAUGGAACCUGCCUCCUGAGCAGGAAGUAGAAUAUACUGGAAGGGAUUGGGUCCUAAUCUUGCUAGAUAAGGUGAGUGAAGAUAUGAAACAAAAAUUUAUGCUAUUUUGGUGGCGUGUUUGGCACCAUAGAAAUGACGCGAUCUUCGCAAAAGGUAAAGCGAAAAUUUCCCACUCUGCUCGUUUUCUGCAAAACUACCUUGCAAACAUCCGCUUGAUUGCGGAGGGAACUUCUGAGAUAGAUCGAAAAGGGAAAAGUCCGAUGGUUAACUUGCCAUCAGUGCAACAACAUGAUCAUACAAAGGAAAAAGGAUGGACAAUGCCAGAGCUCGGAUGGGCUAAGGUCAAUGUUGAUGGAAGUUUUUUGGAGGAAAAUAGGAGUGGAGCCUGGGGAGCUGUGAUUCGAGAUCAUGAUGGAAGAAUUAUCUUAUCAGCUUGGGAUUAUAUACCGCGGUGCAAUGGAGCGGACUGCGCGGAAGCCAUGGCUUGCCUAGAAGGACUAAGGAUGGCAAUGUCGGGGACGAAUCUACCCUUAAUCAUCGAGACGGAUUGCAGCUCGGUGACAAAGGCGCUUAUCCUCUCGUCUAUUGAUAGAUCGGAGGUUGCAACAAUUGUAAAGGAGUUUCAAGCCAUGAAAGGGAACAGAGAAGUAAAAGUUUGCAAAGUAGAUAGAAGGGACAAUAGGUUAGCUCAUAGUCUUGCCCAGUUGGGGCGUAGAGAGUUGCUUGGUGGGGUUAGGCAAGGCUCUGUGCCAACCUGCGUGUUGAGUGAGGCCUUGCACGAUUGUACGAACUAUGUUUCUCUACUUAAUAUAUUUCAAGAAGAAGAAACUGAAUGUAUUGUCGAAGAAGUCUACGGAACAAUGGGAUAUAUGGCACCGGAGCUACGUGUUAAGGGUAUGGUGUCAUUUAAGGCUGACAUAUACAGUUUCGGCCUUGUGAUCGUGGAGUUAUUGACCGGGAUGAAAGGAUAUAUUAAUGAGGAUACACUUAAGGAUUUGAGAAAAAGAUUGGUAAAAGAAGGAGCGUUUUCAUCAUGGGAAAACAAAUACCACCAAGUUAGAACAUGUCUGGAGAUUGGGCAGGACUGCAUACAAUACGACCCAGAUAAAAGGCCCACUUUGUUGGAGAUUAUCCAGCGGCUUAAUGAAGCGGAAGAUAUGAACUAUUCUGCAGAACUUUGGCAGUCAGGAGAUGAGGAAUCCGACUUAUCGGAUACAGAAGCUUUGGAGACAGAGACAACAGCCGAGUUCCUUCCAAGUGACGAGGAACCCGCCUCUGCAGACACGACGGGAGAAACAAGCACAGAGGAGCCUGAUAAAGCAGACCUAGUAAGUAAGUUGCCAGUGUCGGUGGACCUGUCAGACCUAACAGUCCUGGAGGAAAUCACAGAUGAUUUUUCACACGAAAGAAUAGUUGGGAAGGAUGGCACGUUCAGAGGUUCUCAUAAGGCAUUUGUUUAUAAGGGCGACGUUCCACGGCGAGAAAUGGUAGCUGUGAAGAGGUUAAUUGGAGUAGCAAUUCCAGUUGAAAAGUUUAAGAGGGAGGCAGAGCAGUUCAUGAGUUUGGAUCACAAAAAUAUAGUAAAGGUGGCCGGCUACUGCCACGACCAAUCUAGAGGACAUAAGCUGGUACGGUUCAGAGGAGAUGCACCACCACAAGCCAUUAAAGGUCCUGAACAAUUACUCUCCUAUGAAUAUAUGCACAACGGAAGUCUUCGCAACUAUCUUAUUGGUCAAGGAUCUCGUGAAAUUGAUUGGCAAAAGCGCUAUAAAUUGAUCAAAGGGAUUUGCGCAGGCUUACAUUACCUCCACAAGGGUCGUGCAAAUUGUCCAAUUGUUCAUUUGAAUUUAAGCCCGUCAAAUGUAUUGUUGGACGAGAACUACAUACCACGCAUCACAGGGUUCGAUUUUUCCAAGCUCAUUGGUGAAAAGAACACCAAAUCCGUGGUACUUAAGCUGAAUGGACCCAUAGCUUACCUGCCACCGGAUUUCCUGCACUCCAAGGGUCCUGACCUCAAAUAUCUAGCUACGGUAGACAUAUACAGCUUGGGUCUUAUCAUUCUAGAUAUCGUAACGCAGCAAGAGAUCAAAGGCAACCAUGGAGUGCUUAUUAAGAGCAUAGAGGAAAACUGGAGGGAAGAGUCACAAAUAACACGGUUGUAUACCUCACUAGAAGCUGACGAGCUGCGGCAAGUAAAAAUGUGCAUUGAUAUUGGCCUACACUGCGUCCAGUCCAAGCCUGAAAAGAGACCUACAGCUGGGGCCGUCAUGCUCUGGCUUGACAAAGGGAGCAAACCGGUCCCAGUUCCAAGAGCAGGUGGAGGAGUGCCAAUACCUCCAGUCCCUACUAAUAUCACCCAUGCAGGUCGCAUCCAAGAAAAGGAGAAGGCGGGAUUCCUGAAACGACACUUCGGAUGGAAGAAGUAACCAACUGAGGUGGCCUGUAUUCCUGUGAAUAUUAUAGAUGGUUCGACAAAGCUCGUGGUUAACCGAAGGAGGAUAUUUGAGAGCUUUUGUGUUGGAACAUGGUCAUCUUAUGCGUCCGCAGCCGCCAAGGUCAUCAGGGAGUGCUCGCUGCAUGCACCGGAUCACGCUCUGUCAGCCAAGUGAGUCGUGCGCACAUAGUGCCACACAUGUAACGUUUAGUUGUGUAGUCUGAACUGCUAUGUGUCGUGUAACCUACCUCAUGUCUGUGUAUGAUAAAGAAAGAACCACAUCAGUGGAAGAGUUACACCAAUAUUAUGGAAGUGGCCGUAGUUGGAGGUGGAGGUUUAACCUCCUUUUUGAA
This is a messenger RNA of Triticum aestivum (bread wheat), 5377 nucleotides long. RefSeq lists its product as uncharacterized. The record is from RefSeq and is a predicted model, not a curated record. Lineage: Eukaryota; Viridiplantae; Streptophyta; Magnoliopsida; Poales; Poaceae. The transcript has 14 exons. Gene Ontology annotation, biological process: protein phosphorylation. Bases 223 to 5016 code for a protein of 1597 amino acids. Gene Ontology annotation, molecular function: RNA-DNA hybrid ribonuclease activity; protein kinase activity; ATP binding.